AUGGAGGAAACUGACGCAGUAAAAAAGCUAUUGAUUACCCUUGGCGAUCUUACGGGGACAAUUUCUAGCAAACUUAAGGAAAAUGUCCUUGAAAAAACCUUAAGUGAAAGCUUAGAUGAAAUAACGAGACAUAAAGAAAGCAAUAAAGCGAACGAUGAAGCACUGAAUGAACUUGAGCAAGCAAAAAUUUUAAACAUGUAUGCAUAUCUACUAGUUUCACUUUCUUUUACCAAUGCCAAACUGGAUGGAGUCAAGUUCAACAAUGAAGCACCGAUUAUGCAAGAGAUUAAGAGGGUGAAACAAUACAUGGACAGAGUGAAGAAAGCAGAAGAGUCGCUUUAUGAGUCUGCUGAAAAAGCCAGAAAAAGGGAAGCUGAAUCAGAAACUUUCAUCAACAAACACUUAGGAGAACCGGCCGUUUCCAAGGUCCACUUUCAAGAUAGGGAGGAGACGAACAAAGUGCAGACAGAAAGCAAAAACAAGCACCAGUACUUUAAAGAUCAUGACAAUCUCAAGCAGGCUCUUCAAGAGGAGAAAAGGAAUGAUAGCACUAAGCAGAGCAAGAGUAAAAGUAAGAACAAAAACAAGGGCAGACAAAUUGGGAAUGUUGAUACAAAGAAUGGAAAGGUUAGCAAAAGCCGGAAGUAA
This is a messenger RNA of Pichia membranifaciens NRRL Y-2026, 648 nucleotides long. RefSeq lists its product as hypothetical. Gene Ontology annotation, biological process: maturation of 5.8S rRNA; regulation of gene expression. The record is from RefSeq and is a predicted model, not a curated record. The transcript has a single exon. Gene Ontology annotation, molecular function: RNA binding; DNA binding. The coding region runs from base 1 to 648 and encodes 215 amino acids. Gene Ontology annotation, cellular component: exosome (RNase complex); nucleolus. Lineage: Eukaryota; Fungi; Ascomycota; Pichiomycetes; Pichiales; Pichiaceae.